AGUAUCUUGGUAGUGUCUGUUCUGCUCGUGAAUCAAUGUAUCUUUCUCCAGUCCUCCCACAGUGAACAAUUUACUGGCUGAUUGAAUGUUUUACAUGAUCAUUUGACCAAGAAGAUUGUUUCUAUUGGACAUCACAAUAAACCUAUGAAGGUGCUGAGUGGCCACGGCGUGUCUAAAUCGUUGAUCCAAAGCAACGUGGACCUAAUCAGCAUGCCACCCUCAACUGUUCACACCCAAUCGGGACUCUCCCUAAGUCAGCAGACUAAUGCCAGUCUGACCAACAACUCCCACACUGGAAACAUGAACAUCAACCGAAGGCGUUGGAGGAGCAUUUUUCGACAUGUACAGAAAAAUAACAUGGAUUCCAAACAUGCUAAUGUACAUCCCCAAAGGCCGCUGUUUGGACAAGCCUUGUCUGAUGUCUGUGAAAAAGAUGGAUGCCCUCCCAAACCAAUUAUGGAUAUCUUUACAUUGCUGCUAAGAAAGGGUCACUAUACUGAAGGGGUGUUCAGGAGAGCAGGCAACGCCAGGGCUCUGAGAGAGAUCAAGGCACAACUCAAUGAUGGGAUUGAAGUUGAUCUGAGAGAGCAGUCAGUCAUUCUGCUUGCCGAUCUGGUCAAGGACUUUCUGAGACACCUGCCUGGCAGUUUGCUAAUGGUGGACCUGUACAAAGCCUGGAUUACUGCAAUGGAACAGCAAGAUACAAUUGAGAAGAUAGCAGAAAUUCAAAUAGUGGUCAAGAAGCUUCCUGAGCCAAAUAUUCAGCUCUUGACACAUUUGAUUGUUCUCCUCUACCACAUAAGCGAGAACGCAGAUAAAAACAAGAUGGAUUCCAGAAAUCUAGCGGUGUGCAUUUCACCCAACUUGCUGCAAACAGACAAUGUUGAAAAGAUGAAAGAGGUAACCAAUCUGACACAGUUCCUCAUUGACAACUGUUGUCAAAUAUUCGGUGAAGAAGCCCUGACACACUUUGGAGACUCUGAUGAAGAUGAACUCAGCGAUAACCAAGAUUCUUUUUCUUCACACCAUCAUGACUCUGCCUAUGACAGUAAUGACCCUGAUGCAGAUGGCCACAAGGGUAGUUUUUCUGACAUGGACUCUAUCAAAUCUGUCCUCGAAGAGAAAAACCAGGAAGACCCCAGUGCUGUGGACCCAUGGACUUCAAAUCUUUUAAUUCGCAGACGUUCAGAGCCAACAUUUGUUUUCAGCCAAGGUGUUCAGAAGCACAUUGCUCUUACCAGGAGCCAGACAGAGAUGGACUUUCAUGACAAACUUUUAACAAAGCAAAUCUCUGAUGACUGUAUUCUGUUGAGAGCAGGUAACAGCUUGGGGAAAAGCUGUGGUUUGGUACCUAAAUGUGAGGCCCACCCAACCUCCAAAGACUGCUCCUAUUGUUCUUCAAGUUCACUUGAGAGUUGUUUCUCCAGUGCUUCUGAGAGCUCUAUCCACAACAGUCCUCUUAUUGCCCCUUCAUCCUAUCAGAGAAAGGCUCUUCAACGCAAACAGUCCUUCCCAACCCGGCAAUCAGAGACACAAAAAAGGCGCUCACAAUCAAUGAAGACUGCGCAGAUAAGAAGCAGGACAGUUUUUGGAAGAAGUGGCUCGACCAAGCGGGCCAUCGAGAGAACCUUGCGUCAUAGCCAGACUCUACCAAAUGUACUGAAUCCCAAUCCAGAAUCAUUCUCCUCUUUAUGUGAGCCGAGACGUCUGUCUACUGAGGAGGUUUUCCAGCAGGUGGACAGCAGAACACCAAGCGAUCCUCCCAGUUAUCAUCAGGCCGUUCAGAACACAACCCAUCCUGCUCUUUCGAACCAUGGUUCAUUGACUGUUCAAGAUGCCAUGUGUUUAUCAAAGCAAACACACAGCCGUUCCACAUCCCCAAGUGAAGAUACAUUAUCUUCUAGGAAUGAAAGUUGUGAUAUCCACAACAGUGACAAUAAAGAGACAGGUUGUAAUAGCAUACUGAUUGGAGCCUCAUCAGAGUUGAGACAGAGGUCGACAUCUGAAACUAUGUAUAAAGAUUCUUCACCAGUGUGGUGUAAUCAGGAACAUGUCAGAGAGACAUAUGUUUGACUUAUUGUUUUUCCGUUUUUUGGAGAAAUUGUGUGUGUUUAUGACAAAAAAUGUUUUGUUGUACAGUGUUUAGUGUAGUUUGCCUUUUGGAAACAGAGCUUGUUUUGCAUAAUGUACAAAACUUGUUGAGCUUAAUGUACAAUUCAGAAUCGAUGAGCAACCCAAUAGAUGAAUUGUGAUGGAUGUUGAAUGAAUUUUUUUAUCAAUUUUCUUUUUCAUGACCCCAACAACAAAAUGUUUUAUUGAAAGGCACUUUGAGGAAAUGUCACUACAUGGGAUCAUGACUUUUUGUGCAAUGUUUGCAUAAUUGCAUAACAGUUUAAACAUGUUAAUGUCUUGAAAUAAAAUGAAGACAUAAAACAAAGACCACUUAACCGAAUUACUUUUGCCUGGAAAUACAGUGGCCCCUAA
Xyrauchen texanus (razorback sucker) is the source of this 2484-nucleotide messenger RNA. Its product is annotated as T-cell activation Rho GTPase-activating protein-like. Lineage: Eukaryota; Metazoa; Chordata; Actinopteri; Cypriniformes; Catostomidae. Gene Ontology annotation, biological process: regulation of Rho protein signal transduction; signal transduction. The transcript is spliced from 10 exons. The record is from RefSeq and is a predicted model, not a curated record. Gene Ontology annotation, molecular function: GTPase activator activity. The coding region runs from base 145 to 2073 and encodes 642 amino acids.